ACGCGCUUCGACUGUCGCAGUCAGAUUUUUUUGCUGGCGAAAUGCCAGUACACUGCUGUGCACCGCUGUGCAAGCAGCGCGGAGUCACAGACAGCGAUGGGAGCAAGGUAUCCUUCCACCGCUUUCCGAAAGAUGCAAUGAUAUACAAGAAGUGGAUUGUUGCAAUCAAGAGGGAUGAAGGCCCAGAAUUUCAAGUCGGCAAGUCAACGAAGGUCUGCUCGAAGCAUUUUAGGUCAUCGGACUUUAUACCUAGCGUUGCGAGUGGCCGCAGCCUCCUUCGGGACUCGGCAGUUCCGUCAGUUUUUGCUUUUUCCAAGAAAAAGAAAGAACGGAAGCCCCCAAAGCCACGUGCUUCACCACAAGUAAGAAGCCAAAAUCCGGAUCUAGGCCCAGGAGUGCUAGGCGAUGAGCCUGUGCAUAGCCCAGAUGAAGUGGACGCAGCACCGGUCGGUCUAGAGGAACCCACUAGGCUCAACAGCUCACUUGAAGGUGAAAACGCACGUUUGGCCGAAACGAUAAAACAGAAAAACAACGAAAUCGCGCGGCUCCGAGACGAGUGUUGCCAAAUCAAAGAGCAGCUUGUUGCUGCAAAAGGAAUCAUCGGGCAACUGGGCUUAGAAAAGGCGUCCUUGAGUUGCCAACUUGCUGCUGAAAGAGAACGAACGGCUCCCUUCACAAUGGAACGGUUCAAGGACUGCGACGAAGACAUGCUAUUUUACACUGGGCUGCCAAGCUACAACCACUUCAAGAAACUUCUGGUCUACUUGAACCCCGGUGAUGAUGGGUGCAACGUUCUACGUUCAGAACGUGCAGAAAGCAGUGAACCCAGAUCAUCGCGAGGGCGUAAGAGAAAACUAAGCACGGAAAAUGAGCUGUUUUUGGUGCUAGUCCGACUGCGCCUCGGCCUGUUUGAAGAUGAUUUGGCUCACAGGUUCUGCAUUGCCCAGUAAACUGUGUCCCGAAUAUGCACAUCGUGGAUUAACUACCUGUAUGUGAAACUAGGCCUGUUACCUCUGUGGGCUCCUAGAAGAAUUGUAGAUGCUACAAUGCCACCCGAGUUUAAGGAAAAGUAUUCAUCGACUCGAGUAAUCCUGGACGCCACGGAAAUACAGUGCGAGGUGCCAUCAUCCUUGUCCCUACAGUCUACAACGUACUCCCCAUACAAGUCGAGCAACACAUUCAAGGGACUCAUCGGCGUCCUGCCUAAUGGCCUUGUCGCCUUUGUGUCAGAGCUUUUCACAGGAUCCAGCUCAGACAGAGAGUGUGUGAUCAGGAGUGGUUUUUUAGACUUGAAGUUUGACGACGAAGAUGCUGUUAUGGCAGAUAAGGGCUUUCGCAUCGAAGAUCUCUUGGAAAAGAAUGGAGUGAAAUUGAACCUGCCGCCGUUCCUGAAGGGUGGCACAUUCUCGCCUGAGGAAGUGAAAUCUACAAAGGAGAUUGCUGCUUUGCGGAUACACGUGGAGCGGCGGAUACAGCGGAUAAAGGCAUUCCACAUUUUUGAUAGACCCAUACCGUUAACCUUGGCUCCACUGAUUAACCAAAUUUGGACUGUGACGGCAAUCCUGAGCAACUUCCAGUCUUCUCUCAUUCAACAGUCGAGUGGCAAACCGCAACAAGAGCCUUAGAUGUGGCAAGCUAAAAAAUUACGCCCACUUUCCCACGAGGGGAUUUCUGCGAAGGAUGCGGAGCGUAACGGGGCUCCAUCUGAACAGCACUUUGCGACUUAUCACAAAGUAUCUAUUUUUGCAAUGCACCAAUGAGCGAUGGCGGAAAACGCUGCU
This is a messenger RNA of Rhipicephalus sanguineus (brown dog tick), 1781 nucleotides long. RefSeq lists its product as uncharacterized. NCBI's taxonomy places the organism in Eukaryota, Metazoa, Arthropoda, Arachnida, Ixodida, Ixodidae. Bases 42 to 950 code for a protein of 302 amino acids. The transcript is spliced from 2 exons. The record is from RefSeq and is a predicted model, not a curated record.